AAUAAAGAGAGGUAGCAUGCAGGACGCAGCAUGCCUCUUGGGUGAAGACCAACGCCACAGAAACUGAUCUCAUCGUCAACUCGACGCGGUAUUUGACCUUGUGUAAUGAUGCCAAGGCGACCAAUUCCUUGCAGGCUUCGUAUCUGUCUGUCUGUUCCGUGCCUACAAGUGAGGCUGCAUCUCUCUUGAAAGUGAGACACCCUGCUACUUGUACCGGUAUAUCCAAACGAAAUUUUGCAACGGCGAAGAGUGGAAGGGUGGUGUCAGAGAGUCGAGAAGUGCAAUCUUUGGUCCUGAUACUUGUACUAUUACCCCGGUCUGGUCCUGGUAUUAAUAGCGUUUGAAAUUCCAGAACUUGUUGCUAUUGGAGGGAGAUAUCUGACAAGACAUACUACUAGCACGCCAUGGUAGAGCCGGAACCACGACGUUCGCUGUCGAGAUGUGCCUUUCUCGUCUUGGGAGGAACCAUGUUGGCAGUUGCAUUAUCGUCUGUUCGAUACUUUGGUGGUACUGGGCCAGAACUCCAUCAGAGGAGUGUCGAUCACCCUGGCUCUUCAUGGAACCAGACUCAAACAGAGCGGAAUCUUCUAUUUGGUUUUUCGGAUAGAAAACAGGAAGACCCUGGCUUCACAAGAACAAGAUCAUUCAGGUUGCCUCCUGCUGCACCCUCUGCAGCUCCUGACUCUCAAUCCCCUUCGUGGACUCCAACCAUGACAACAGGACCCAGCCUGUUUCCCAGCAAUAGCGAGACCGAUUCUGAAACUCCAGUGCCGUCACCAGGACCUUCUAAUUCUCCUUCCGCGACGUACGUUCCUUCGCCUGUUCCUUCUCAAAGUCCAACAAUAACACAGCAACCACGAACCACUGGUCCUUCGGACGACCCUAGUAUGAGCUAUCCUGGGGUUCCGUUGCUCGAAGCACCGACAGAAACACCAACCUCGAGACGAACACCUAGGCCUUCCCCUGUUCCCUCCACCUCUAGCAGUCCUUCUGUCGUCCCGACUUCUCUACCCACUCAAGUUUCCACAGACACGUCGACGAUCACGCCUACACUCAAGCCCACAGAGGAAGUAUCACACAUGGAGCCAUCUUUUGAACAAUCAACUUUGGUGCCAAGUAUACAGCAAUCAUCCACAGAGCCGACACUGGAGCAAUCAACCGAAGGGCCGACAAUGGAGCAAACAACCGAAGAGCCAUCGGUGGAGCAAUCAACCGUAGAGCCAACUUUGGAGCCCACUCUAGAGGAAAAUCUUUAUCCCACGGUCAUGCCGAACGAACAGUCAGAACCCGGGGAACCCGCUUAUUCAUCGCCUACAGUAUGCACCGGCAAUCAAACGGUAGUGUUGGAGCACUUCUACGUCUACUUUGAAGAGUUCAACACCUCCAUUGCAUCAGAUGGCUUGCUCGAACAAUCCUUCCGUGAGUCUUAUCAGAAUGGGAGUUAUGUGAUGGAGUGUGGACCAACCUUGCGCACGGUCAAGAGGGUUCCUGACCCCGAAGUACAAGAAGAGGCUACGACGAUCGUAGAAAAAAAGCAACCCAAGCAGUACUCUUAUGGGCAGCUCCUCGUGUUGACAGAAAGGAUCGAGUUUCGGACAACCUCUCUUCAGUAUGACGACGACAUGUCGGGUCUUUUCCCGACUCCGGUGAUGCAAGGAGUGUUUAUUGGGGGACUUAACCAGUUUUUUGGCAUGCGACAGUUACCCAUCUACGCAAUUGGUCUCAAAGAAGCGCCGGUGCCAUCGCCGACCGAAAUGCCCACGGUAUCUAUGGUCCCUAGUGAAGCAGCAGCCCAUUUUGAAGCACCGACGCUAUUCCCCACGGUAACUGUGCUCCCGGAUGAAACUGAAGAACCAACCCCACGGCCCACCGUAACAAUGUUCCCGGAUGAAACUGAAGCACCAACAUUCGAUGAAUCUUCCGCGUACAGCCCGUCCCCAGAACCGACCGUCCAUCCCACAUACAGACCGUCCCCGUCCCCGACCUUUUUGCCAACAGCGCGUGUGUCCGCUCCAAUUCAAUUUGUACCAAGAGACCGUCCUACGUCCACAACCUCACCUUUCCCUUCUGCAUCGGGGGUUCCAACAGUAUUCAGCAGUGUUGAGCCAACCGAUGCAUCAACACCAAUACCUUCGACUGACCCCACACCAGCAAUCUCACAUCUGCCGUCGGUCAAGCCAUCAGGUUCCCCUUCGGCCAAUCCAACUGGUGCACCGUCAGCAAAUCCAACAAAGGGGCCAUCGGCUUUCCCAAGCAGUGGUCCAAGUGUGCUCCCCACGGAAAAGCCCUCAAGUAUUCCAAGCAGGAUUAGCCACGUUCCUACAUUGACACAAAGCGUGAACCAUGCCGACCUACCGUCAAGCGCAUCGUUUCCACCGUAUGCAAAGACCGUUGCCCCAACAACAGCCAAUACUUCAAAUGUUCCAAGCUCAGAUUCAACUGGAAGCCCCUCCGCAAAUCUGAGCUUUCAACCUUCAACAAGUCCGGGUUCUGGUGCCACCGUAGAACCCAGCAUCUCGGCGAAUCCCAGCGUAUCCCCAACUGCUUCGCCUACUUCUAGGCCAAGCGAAUUGCCCAGCUUUCGGCCAUUGGCACCUCCUGAUUUCACGUUGCGCGAACCGGAACUUAAAUCGGUCCAAAUGAUUCUCAUUGGAGCUUCACUGUUGCCGUCGAGAAGUCAAUUGGUAUGGGCUGAGACAACAGAAACGGCAAUUCGGGAGGAAGUAAUAGAUGUUUUGAACAAUCAAGUUGAAUCGGUAGAUGUCAGAGUCGAGAUCGUGUCUCAGAACCCUCAACAAUCCACGUCAAGGUUCCUUCAAGAGCCGGCUUUGGAUACACCAGGCACAAUAUCUUCCAACCUGACAAUCAUUUUUGAUGUCGAGUUUUACAUUCGAGCAGUCAUUGAAGACCACAAUGUCAGACGCUAUGUGGGUGCUGCCUUGGAUGGCGCUGGCGACCAAAGUGUAUUCAUUCAACAGCUGAAAUCGAGCGGCGAAGCAGCGUUUCAAGACCUCACGACGGUUCGUCUGGUACUUCCACCGGACAAAACUGGGGUCUCAAGCAGCUUGACAGAGGACGACCGCGAAACACUCGGCACAGGCAUGGCGGUAGGAAUUGCGGCAGUCAGUAUUGCAAGCAUCGCGCUACUAAUCGUUGGUGUCUACAUGUGGGCCAAGCGACGUCCCGACUACAGCCAUUCGUCUUCGUCGGAUCAAAGAUUGAACAAUCUGAAUGACGACGACGUUAGUGAUUUGGCCUUUGACAUUGUUGACAAACCAGAUGUCGAUGUGAGUACGCUUGGAGAUCCUAUUCCACAGGGCAUUUCUGCCUCUCCCACAGACGUUUCAAUAGCCGAGGAAACCACUAGUUUGCCAUACGACUACAAAGUGGCUUCACAUGCACUUCCAUCGCUUGACGAAAGUGGCUCAUUUUCCUAUUCCGACGUUGGGUCCAAUGUCAUGUCGGUGCAGACGGAUGACGACACUUUGGAUGCGCAGUACAACAUCGAAGAUCGCAUUGAAGUCGAAGCACCGCCAGGAAUGCUUGGUCUCGUGUUGGAAGAAGACUCAGAAGGUGUCGCAUCUGUGUAUGACAUGAAGGAAUUGAGCCCACUGGCUCACAAGAUUCAAAUCGGAGAUAAGUUAGUAUCGGUUGAUGAUGUUGAUGUCUCGGGCAUGCCGGUUCAAUUGGUGAUGAAACUAAUCGCUUCAAAGCAGAAAAAGCGAGUGCGAAGGAUGGUCUUUUGUCGGCCUACAAAGAAGAAUGCACACUGAGCACCCUUUGCAGUACAGGAAUAACAAGUAAUUUUUCCAUUUCCAUGUAACCCAUGCAGGAGAGCCUGCCCUCGAGGUGAAACUCCCCUCACAAUUCUCUCCGAAAUCAUUUCACCUCCCGAGCAAAUGGACCUCUCUUUGGGAAAUGAUAUGAAAUCAGACAGAACAACAUGGGCACCUCUGGCACAGUAACCCCCCAACGCUUCUAAGAUAUAUUAACUUACUUACUAGAGAUAGAAGAUAAAUAUCGUGGUGGAU
Molecule: messenger RNA, 4031 nt
Organism: Seminavis robusta
Lineage: Eukaryota; Bacillariophyta; Bacillariophyceae; Naviculales; Naviculaceae
Source: the annotation of a GenBank genome assembly